AAGACUGGGUCGGGAAAUUGAGCAUAAAAGCACAUAUCCUCACUUAGCUUCUUCAAUUGUGAGAUUGUGUCCGAGUCACUGAGCCAACCGAGUUAAGUCACCACCAAAAACACGAACCAUGGCUGCAGGAACCAAACCAACCCUUCCAUGGAACGUGCGUUUCUCCCUCUCUGUCCUUUCCGCUGUCAGCGACUUCUGUCGCCGCUCCAACGGCACCAUCAACCGCCGUCUCUUCAACGUCGUCGACCGCAAGCUCCCCCCUAAUGCUAACCCCGUUAACGGCGUUAUCUCCUCCGACGUCACCGUCGACGCCACCCGCAACCUCUGGUUCCGAUGCUUCGUCCCCUCCUCCGCCAUCAGCUCCGCCGCAGCAUCCCUCCCCGUCGUUGUGUUCUUCCACGGCGGCGCCUUCGCUUUCAUGUCCGCAGCUUCGAUCCCUUACGACGCCCUUUGCCGCAUUUUCUGUAGUUCCUAUAACGCCGUCGUUAUCUCCGUUAAUUACCGUCUCUCCCCCGAACACCGUCUCCCUUCCCAGUACGACGACGGUUUCGACGUAAUAAAAUUCCUCGACCAAAACCAAAACGGCGCCGUUUUGCCUCGUGUUGCUGACGUCACGAAGUGUUUUUUGGCGGGUGAUAGCGCGGGUGCGAACUUAGCGCACCACGUGGCGGUUCGGGUUUGCAAAGAGGGGCUCCGAAUUGUGAAAGUUAUCGGGUUGGUUUCUAUCCAACCGUUUUUCGGGGGAGAGGAAAGAACUAAGUCCGAGAUGGAACUAAAACGGGACCCUUUGAUUUCGUUGGAUAGAUCCGAUUGGCACUGGAAGGCCUUUUUGCCAAACGGGUCGAAUCGAGACCAUGAAUCGGUUAAUGUGAGUGGGCCUAAUAAGUUGGAUAUUUCGGGUUUGGAUUACCCGAAUACCCUGGUGUUCACGGGUGGGUUUGACCCGUUGCUGGAUUGGCAAAGGAGAUAUUAUGAGUGGUUAAGGGAAUCAGAAAAGAAGGCAGAGUUAAUCGAUUUUCCAAACGCGGUUCAUGCUUUUUACUUGUUUCCCGAAUUGCCCCAGACUUCUCAGUUUAUUUCUCACGUCAAGGAUUUUAUUACAAAGCAAAUUAACAAAUAA
Messenger RNA from Abrus precatorius (Indian licorice), 1120 nucleotides. Its product is annotated as probable carboxylesterase 18. The record is from RefSeq and is a predicted model, not a curated record. The transcript has a single exon. Gene Ontology annotation, biological process: pollen tube growth. The coding region runs from base 119 to 1120 and encodes 333 amino acids. Gene Ontology annotation, molecular function: carboxylic ester hydrolase activity. Lineage: Eukaryota; Viridiplantae; Streptophyta; Magnoliopsida; Fabales; Fabaceae.